Magnolia sinica is the source of this 324-nucleotide messenger RNA. RefSeq names its product putative lipid-transfer protein DIR1. The transcript has a single exon. Gene Ontology annotation, biological process: systemic acquired resistance. The record is from RefSeq and is a predicted model, not a curated record. Gene Ontology annotation, molecular function: fatty acid binding. The coding region runs from base 1 to 324 and encodes 107 amino acids. NCBI's taxonomy places the organism in Eukaryota, Viridiplantae, Streptophyta, Magnoliopsida, Magnoliales, Magnoliaceae.
AUGGAUUGCCAAACAGAAGAGCAAGAUAUGGAGAGGGUUCCAAAGCUAGCUAUAGUGGCCUUGGUUUUGGCAGCUGUUAUUGGGGCCGAGGUUGUGGCCGUGAGCAUUUGUCAGAUGAGCAUAGCUGAUCUUCAAGAGUGCAAGAAAGCUCUAACGGGUACCCCACCACCUAAUCCGUCCCCUAAAUGCUGUGGGGCCCUUUCUAAGGCUGAUUUGACUUGCCUUUGUAACUUAAAGGGCUCCCUGAGUGGCUAUGGGAUAGACCCCAAGCUUGCCAUGGCACUCCCCGGCAAAUGUGGCAUCCCCCUACCUUCAAAAUGCUAA